AUGGUCCCGGGAAUGGCAGCUUUGUACACCUUUCGCCGUACCCCUGUACUCCUGUGCUCAAGUACACCUGACAAUAAAAUCCUAAUCCAAUUGCCUUACAAUCGCCCAGAGCAAGUGAAGUUUAAAUAUGCAUUAAGCCAGAAUUUUUUGCCCGUCUCUAAUUGCCCAAAGGCUGGAAUGUGCCUGAUAGAUGAGCUGAUGAUUCCCAAGGUUGUGACAGCAUUAGCAGAUUUUGACUGGGACAAUAGCGGGGACACAUUUGGCCUGAACGCCUUUGUUCAUGAGAAAUGGAAGAUUGAGUCAAACGUCCCAGUGCUGGUCGCUACCAAAUGGUCCUGGUUUGUGGCCUGUAUCAAUUGGAGCCAAACAGAAGGCAACUGGGACUUACAACAUUUUUUGCAGAAAAGGCUUGUUGGCAAAAUGCACAAACCUGUGGAAUUUUGCCUUGUAUCAGUAAUUGUCUGGCAAUGGUGCAUUCCACUACUGGGGACAGAACCACAGCUACCCUUAGAAGGGUCAUCUGAUGAAAACUUCAACUGCCCUGAAGUGUGCACCUGCAUUUUUGAUGACUACAGUGAAGAACUGAACGUCUACUGUAGUUCUCGUAACUACACACACAUUCCAAACGAUCUACCGUUCAACGCUAAAGCCAUUUGGUUUGACGCUAAUAACUUUACAGUUCUCCAAUCCCAUGCUUUCAUGAACAUGUCUAACCUGGAUUUCUUGAAUCUGGAGAAUAGCUAUAUACUUACUGUCGAGCAGCAUGCCUUCUAUGGUUUGAAGAUGCUAGUCCACUUGCAUUUGGAAAGGAACAGAUUGAAAUACCUCCUACCAAACGUAUUUCUCCACACUCCAUCUCUUGGAUCACUCAGUCUGAAUAAUAACAACUUCGGCAAAAUUGAAGAUGGGUUGUUUUCUAGCCUCUCUCAUCUCUGGUACCUCAACCUGGGAUGGAACAAUCUGGCAGUUUUGCCUGCUACAGUAUUUUACGACUUACCAAACUUAAAGGAGCUUAUUUUGGCAGGAAAUAGACUAACUUACCUGCAGCCCCAGCUAUUUGUAAAUUUGGUCGAGCUAAAGGAACUUGAUUUAUCAGGAAAUUUGUUAAGAGGCAUUAAGGGGAAUAUCUUUGUGAAGCUGCAAAAGCUUCAGAAGCUUUAUAUGAGUCAUAAUCAGAUCAGCACCAUUGUACCAAGAGCUUUUAUGGGAAUGAAAUCACUUCGAUGGUUAGACUUGUCCCACAAUCGCAUUACAGUACUACAUGAAGAAACAUUCUCUGGGCUUCUAAAUCUGCAUGUACUUCGAAUGCUCAACAAUUCCGUCACACAGUUGAAGCACAGGACAUUCAGAGAACUUCAGUUUCUGGAGGAACUCCAGCUUGGGUACAACAAAAUCAUAAGCCUUUCUGAGAAUGUAUUUGAUGGGUUAGUACAAUUGGAAGUCCUCACACUAAACAAUAAUCAGAUUCAGCAGAUCAAACCAGGUACAUUUGCUGGCCUUCGUGAGGUAGCUGUACUGAAUCUAUCCAGCAACUCCUUAAAGAAUUUACCAGAUCACUCAUUUAAAGGUCUUAUUAAUCUACAUAGCCUGCAUUUAGAAAAUAAUGCAUUCACUAGAAUUCAACCAAACACAUUUUCUGGAUUAUUCUCCCUUCGAAGACUCUUCAUGCAAAGCAAUUACAUUUCAGUCAUUGACAAUCAGAGCCUCAGUGACUUAAAACAGCUUUCAGAACUGGAUUUCAGAUACAACAAACUAAUACAGAUAUCUCCUCAGGCCUUUGCUGGUGUACCAAAUCUCGAAUAUCUACUAUUGAAGUGCAAUGAACUUCAACAAAUUUCUGAAACCACCUUUCAGCCUUUUCAACGCCUUUCGUGGCUUGACUUAUCGGAGAACUUUAUUGAGUUUUUUGAUAAUUACACUCUUACACCCUUGACCAAGUUAAAGUAUCUGAACCUCAAGGACAACUCUUUAAAUCAUUUCCCACAACAUUUUUUGGAGCAGUCCACACAAUUGGAGCAACUACUGCUUGGGGGCAACAACUGGCAUUGUGACUGUUUACUAAAGUCACUCAGAAAUUACAGUCUAAAGAAUCCCCACAUAGUUCCUCGUUAUUUCGAAUCAGCAAUAGAAGACGAUACCAUCAUACACACAUACAACAACAUCACCUGUGCAAGCCCAGAAAUCAUUGCUAGUACAGAUCUGAGAGACAUUAGUGAGGACUAUUUUGGUCAUUGCUAAUAUCAAGUGCAAGAUGGUUUCCUGCAAUCAUCACAUGUAUAUUGCUCAGGCAACAAUGCCCUCGUGGUGCACCGUUCACAACCAGGUAUAUAUUUCAUACACAAUUAUGAAUAUGUCAAGUGAAAUCAAAGCUAGACAGAGCUAUUUGGCUUGGAAUCCAAUAUUACCAAUCAAAUUUGCAACAAA
Messenger RNA from Stegostoma tigrinum, 2424 nucleotides. RefSeq names its product insulin-like growth factor-binding protein complex acid labile subunit. Lineage: Eukaryota; Metazoa; Chordata; Chondrichthyes; Orectolobiformes; Stegostomatidae. The transcript is spliced from 4 exons. Gene Ontology annotation, molecular function: protein binding. The coding region runs from base 1 to 2238 and encodes 745 amino acids. The record is from RefSeq and is a predicted model, not a curated record.